GAUGUCGACGAGUGGUGUGCGCUUCAGCUGCCACACGGUGACUUAUUAUAUAGGAGAAGGAGAAAGAGAAGGUGUGUUCCUUUUGGUCAUUUUUGUGCAGGGAAUUUAUGGUCUUUGCGUAUUCAACCACUCCUUACGUCCUAGGAAAGUAUUCGAUUCUAUAUAAGAAGUGGGGCUUGGCCUGCAACUAGUCCACGCCAUUUUCCAGUCUUGUUCACGCUGGGGACCUUUCAACACGUAGGGUCUUAAAAGUGCUUUUAACUUUUCUCACAAUUGGAUGUUGGAUGUUGGAUGUUUCCUCCUUCCUUUGAUGUUUCUAUUUUUCUAUGGGAUUCCUCUCUAGUUUCUGCAGUUGUUUCGAAAAACGACUAAAACGCGGCGGCCAUGGCGUCGGAGACGAAGAUGAUGACGACUCUUCUGAUUUGUUCUAUGACCUCCAGGCUUUGCAAAUUGCUACUAACUUCUUCUCCGACCUUAAUAAGCUUGGUCACGGAGGGUUUGGACCCGUCUACAAGGGAGUGAUGCCAAACGGUCAGGAAGUUGCUGUAAAGAAGUUAUCCAUAGAUUCAAGACAGGGAAUAAGAGAAUUCGCUAAUGAGGUGAAAGUAUUAUUGAAAAUUCAGCACAAAAAUCUGGUUGUUUUGUUGGGAUGUUGCAUAGAAGGACCUGCAAAGAUGCUUGUGUAUGAGUAUCUGCCAAAUAAAAGCCUUGACUGCUUCCUCUUCGCUAAGGAGAAGUCUCCAUCUUUGGAUUGGACGAAGAGAUUCCAAAUAGUAACUGGCAUUGCAAGAGGUCUUCUUUAUUUGCACGAAGAAGCCCCUGUAAGAAUCAUACAUAGAGACAUUAAGGCUGGUAAUAUAUUGCUGGACGAGCAAUUAAAUCCAAAGAUCUCAGACUUCGGUCUGGCUAGGCUGUUUCCGGAGGACGACACUCAUGUAAAUACAUUUAAAAUCUCUGGUACAUAUGGUUAUAUUGCUCCGGAGUAUGCAUUACAUGGCUAUUUGUCUGUGAAGGCAGACGUGUUUAGCUUCGGCGUUUUGCUAUUAGAGAUCGUGAGUGGAAGGAAAAACAGUGAUGGGAGGCUUGGUCCUCAAAAGGCAGACGUCUUAAGAUAUGCAUGGGAACUGUUUCAAGAAAGGAAGACUCUGGAGCUGGUUGAUUCCAGCCUAGAAAACUAUGAUGCUGAUGAAGCAGCAAUGUGUAUUCAGUUAGGAUUGCUGUGCUGUCAAUCUAGUGUUUCAGAUAGACCUGAUAUGAACUCUGUUAAUCUCGCGCUUUCAAGUGAUUCAUUUACUUUACCAAGACCUGGGAAACCUGCAAUUCAAGGCCGUGUAAGCAGAUGGACAACUGAUAGUUCUAGUGCCUUCACCAAAAAUACUACUGCUACUAAUGCUAGUAGUACAGUAACUGGCGCGACAAAUGCUACAACUACUACUAGAGUUUCUGAAGGCAGUAGUUUUGUGGAGGAUUUUUCUAGAAAUUCAAUCUCGUGUUCUUCUAUAAAUGAAGGUAGAUGACCUGAUUUGUACUGUAAAUUUGUAACCGAGUUUGUAGUUUACCAUUUUUUAUUUUGUAUUUACCUUAUUGUUUAGAUCACCUUUGUGUGCGUGUGUUGGCUGUGUAAAAUUUUAUUCUGAUUCAUCUCUAUAAAAUUUAAAUAUUACACAUA
Molecule: messenger RNA, 1669 nt
Organism: Capsicum annuum
Lineage: Eukaryota; Viridiplantae; Streptophyta; Magnoliopsida; Solanales; Solanaceae
Product: cysteine-rich receptor-like protein kinase 43
Exons: 5
Coding region: 327-1517 (396 amino acids)
Biological process (GO): protein phosphorylation
Molecular function (GO): ATP binding; protein kinase activity
Source: RefSeq, a predicted model, not a curated record